AUGCCAUCCUCCUGGGCCACAGCCCCUGUCCCUGCCCGCCGAGCCCCAGCCCCAGCCUCUCCCCGCUCCCUGCAGACUGUGAGGAGGGCGAGAGUGGCAGCGGCGGAACGAAGCCAAGUGUUUCACAGUUAUCUGUUGUUGGACCGAGCCGCGCUGUCCGGGGACAGAGCCGCCUCUGUGUUACUGGAGUUGCAGAAAGAGUUGCUAGACUACAGAGGAGUUGGCAUUAGUGUUCUUGAAAUGAGUCACAGAUCAUCAGAUUUUGGCAAGAUUGUUGGCAGCACAGAGAAUCUGGUGCGAGAAUUGUUAGCUGUGCCAGACAACUACAAGGUGAUUUUUGUGCAAGGAGGUGGAUGUGGCCAGUUCAGUGCUGUUCCCUUGAACCUGAUUGGCCUGAAAGCUGGAAGGUGUGCUGACUAUGUGGUAACAGGAGCAUGGUCAGCUAAGGCUGCAGAAGAAGCUAAGAAGUUUGGAACUGUUAGUAUCGUCCACCCUAAACUUGGGAGUUAUACCAAAAUUCCAGACCCAGGCACCUGGACCCUCAACCCGGACGCCUCCUAUGUGUAUUUCUGCGCAAAUGAGACCGUGCAUGGUGUAGAGUUUGAUUUCAUCCCUGAUGUCAAGGGUGCAGUCCUCGUCUGUGACAUGUCCUCCAACUUCCUGUCCAGGCCAGUGGAUGUUUCCAAGUUUGGCGUGAUUUUUGCUGGUGCUCAGAAGAAUGUUGGCUGUGCUGGGGUCACAGUGGUGAUUGUCCGCGAUGACCUGCUGGGGUUUGCCCUCAGGGAGUGCCCUUCAGUCCUGGAGUACAAAACACAGGCCUCGAGCAGCUCUCUGUACAACACGCCUCCAUGUUUCAGCAUCUAUGUCAUGGGCCUGGUCUUGGAGUGGAUUAAGAACAAUGGCGGGGCAGCAAACAUGGAGAAGCUUAGCUCCAUCAAAUCCAAGAUGAUUUACGACAUUAUCGAUAGAUCUCAAGGAUUCUACGUAUGUCCAGUGGAACCCCAGAAUAGAAGCAAGAUGAAUGUUCCAUUCCGCAUUGGUAGUGCCAAGGGAGAUGAUGCGCUAGAGAAAAGAUUCCUCGAUAAAGCACUUGAACUCAAUAUGAUCUCCUUGAAAGGGCAUAGGUCAGUGGGAGGCAUCCGGGUCUCUCUGUACAACGCCGUCACCGUUGAAGAUGUUAAGAAGCUCGCUGCCUUCAUGGAAAAUUUUUUGGAAAUGCAUCAACUGUGAACACAUCCUAACUAGUUUGUACUCUGCCUUUGAUCCAUGAUGAUUAGAG
Molecule: messenger RNA, 1279 nt
Organism: Fukomys damarensis (Damara mole-rat)
Lineage: Eukaryota; Metazoa; Chordata; Mammalia; Rodentia; Bathyergidae
Gene: Psat1
Product: phosphoserine aminotransferase 1
Exons: 9
Coding region: 1-1230 (409 amino acids)
Biological process (GO): L-serine biosynthetic process
Cellular component (GO): cytoplasm
Molecular function (GO): pyridoxal phosphate binding; O-phospho-L-serine:2-oxoglutarate transaminase activity
Source: RefSeq, a predicted model, not a curated record